UGAAGAUGCCAUACGCUUCAUUCAGAGAAAUUUCUACGUAGAUGAUGGUCUGGCAAGCAUUCAAACUGAGAAGGAAGCCAUUCAGCUUGUCAAAGAAUCAAGAGCACUUUGCUGCACUGGCAAGUUAAGACUUCACAAGUUUGUUUCUAACAGUGAAAAUGUGAUGGCAACCAUCCCAGAAGAAGAACGUGUCACAGUCAAAGAUCUGGACAUGGCCUUGAGUUCACCGCAUAUGGAGAGAGCUCUUGGAGUAGAGUGGUGCAUCACAUCGGACUCGUUUAAAUUCAGAGUUCAAAGACUGGAUGACCACUCCGGUGCAUCGGUGACCCAGGUGCAUCGCACCCAUGGGGAUGUGGGUUUUUGA
This is a messenger RNA of Morone saxatilis (striped sea-bass), 364 nucleotides long. RefSeq lists its product as uncharacterized. NCBI's taxonomy places the organism in Eukaryota, Metazoa, Chordata, Actinopteri, Moronidae. The record is from RefSeq and is a predicted model, not a curated record. Gene Ontology annotation, molecular function: zinc ion binding; nucleic acid binding.